Molecule: messenger RNA, 4737 nt
Organism: Cynoglossus semilaevis (tongue sole)
Lineage: Eukaryota; Metazoa; Chordata; Actinopteri; Pleuronectiformes; Cynoglossidae
Gene: lmnb2
Product: lamin B2
Exons: 13
Coding region: 453-2156 (567 amino acids)
Biological process (GO): protein localization to nuclear envelope; nuclear migration; heterochromatin formation
Cellular component (GO): nuclear envelope; nuclear lamina
Molecular function (GO): structural constituent of cytoskeleton
Source: RefSeq, a predicted model, not a curated record
CCAAUGAUAUGAAUAUCCAUAAUAAUUUAACGCACAAACAUUUGUUCGACAAAACAACGUGUCCGUAUAAAUAUCCUCACAGAUGUUUACUAAUAGUGUUAAAUAUUGAAGUGUUGUUAACAUUGCAUUAACGUGAGCAGGGUCUUUUUCGAAAAAAAGAGAAGGGAAGCUCUGACUCCUAUUUGAACAACGCGACAAUAAACUUCCCAUCAUUCAUUGCGGAACAGGAAGCAAUCGCUCCUUUUGGCGCGGUCUAAUAGCGGUUCCGCCAUCUUGGAAUCACACCACUGUUCCAGGCAACCGUGUGUCCAGCAGACUCAUUGAUAGCAAACGCAUUGUAGUCGGUUAAGAAAGAUAGUUUUUGUGUUUGUUUCACCAACAUUCAGUAAACUUGUUUUUAUUACUUGCCUCUACGUCAGUGAAGCAGACUUCGGGUUAUCGAAAGCACCGUUAUGGCGACUGCAACUCCGAGCCGUGAAGCUGGCCGGCCGGCGGCCUCUACCCCUCUCUCCCCGACCAGGAUCUCUCGUCUACAGGAAAAGCAGGAAUUGCAACACCUGAACGAUAGACUGGCCGUAUAUAUCGACCGCGUCCGGGCCUUGGAACUGGAGAAUAACCGGCUGACGGUGAAGGUGUCCGAGAAAGAGGAGGUGUCUACCAGAGAGGUAACAGGACUGAAAGCUUUGUAUGAGGCAGAGUUGGCCGAUGCUCGACGUGUUUUGGAUGAGACCGCUAGAGACAGAGCCAGGCUGCAGAUUGACCUGGGCAAGGCCCAGUCUGAGCUGGAUGAAGCUAUACGCAGUGGCAAAAAGAAGGACAAUGAUCUGGCUGCAGCUCUGUCCAGGGCUGCUGGACUGGAAGCCCAGCUUAACAAGAGUGAAGCCUCUCUCUCUACUGCCCUGAGCCAGAAUGCAGGUCUGACCUCUGACCUGGCUGAUCUGAAGAGCCAGCUGGCUAAGGCAGAGGACAGUCUGGCUGUGGCUAAACGUCAGCUUGAGGCAGAGACACUGAUGCGCGUGGACCUGGAGAAUCGCUGUCAGUCCCUGAGUGAGGAGCUGGAGUUCAGGAAGAACAUGUUUGAAGAGGAGGUCCGUGAGACCCGUCGUCGUCAGGAGCAGAGAAUCGUGGAGGUGGACUCUGGAGCCAGACAGGAGUAUGAGUUCAAACUGACACAGGCUUUACAGGACCUAAGGAAGCAGCACGAUGAGCAAGUUUCUCUCUAUAAAGGAGAACUGGAGCAGACUUUCCUAGCCAAGUUGGAUAAUGCCAGGGUGUCCUCGGACAUGAAUGGCAAGGCGCUUAGCUCGGCCCGGGAGGAGGUGCAGGAGUCUCGUAUGCGACUGGAGAGCCUGGGUUAUCAGCUGAGUGCCCUACAGAAACAGGUGGCGACCUCUGAGGAACGUAUCAGAGAGCUGGAGGAGAUAUUGGCAGCAGAUCGUGACAAGCACCGCUACGCCAUGGAGGCCAAAGAGCGUGAGAUGAGUGACCUGAGGGAAAGAAUGAACACUCAACUCAGCGAGUACCAGGAGCUGCUGGAUGUAAAGCUGGCCCUGGACAUGGAGAUCAACGCCUACAGGAAACUGCUGGAGGGGGAGGAGCACAGGCUCAAGCUGUCUCCCAGCCCGUCUUCUCGAGUCACUGUCUCCAGGACAACAGGAUCUUCCUGCCGCUCCUCCAAGAGGAAGAGGGUGGAAACUACCAAGGACAUGCUGGCAGAGGACGCCACGGCCAGUGGAGCAAUCACCAUCUCACCCACGGAUAUGGACGGAAACGCCGUCACACUGGCCAAUGAUACUGAGCAGGACCAACCUCUUGGUAACUGGAGGUUAAAGAGACAGGUGGACAAUGGAGAAGAGAUUGUCUACAAGUUCUCCCCCAAGUUUGUCCUCAAGGCUGGACAGUCGGUCACUGUUUGGUCUGCUGAUGCUGGUGUGGCCCACAGUCCACCCUCUGACCUGCUGUGGAAGAGCCAGGCUUCCUGGGGCACAGGAAAUGACAUUGCCACUUCUUUGGUCAACAUUGAUGGAGAGGAAGUGGCCAGGAGGACCGUGAGCAAGACUCAGGUGGAGAUGGAGAAUGGAGAGGAAGAGGAGGAUGAGGAGGAUGAAGUGGUGCAGACAGGGAAAGCCUCCUCUAGAGAGUGCGCCAUCAUGUAAAGUCUUCCUGUUGUUAUCAAUGGCGUCGACUUCACCACUACGUCACCUCCAAUCCUCAUCAUUUGAUGUUUUUAAUUUUCUAAGACGAUGUAAGAAACUUUGGACUUUAUAGUCUCAUUCAUUUUUAUUUUUUUUUACUUCUAUACAUAUUUUUGGACCUACAAUAAUACCAGCUGUUUCCCUAGUAGUAAUUCAGCAACCUCAGCAUCACUAUGUCAUUGAUUUAUGAUUGAAACUGUCGGAGUAUUCCCACUACAGCGAUAUAACUCUGCAUGGUCAUUUAUACUACACUCUAUUAACUUGGUUUGUGACGACCAGGGAAACCUAUUUGGGGUUCAUGUCUGUUUAUGAGUUGUUAAAAAACAACAGACGUUUCUAUGGCCAUAAAGAAAAACUGAAUGAAAAAAUAUGACAAGUGAUGAGCAGUUGUUAGAACUUUUUAAUUUUUUUUAAACCCCAAAAUAAGAACUCGUAAUUUAGAGGUAUCUAAAACUACAAAUUUGUGUAAUCAAACUACAAAAUUCAGAUUACACAUUUAUUACACUUGUGUUUGCUUAAUACAAAUGCUUCCUCUAGAAUUGUUUACCUCUAGUGUUUUUAAUUCAUCUUAUUUGAAGGUGGAAAAAACUGCAGUAAAAGUUGGGAGAAUUGAUCCUAACAGAUUUGUUUCCUGGGAACUAAAAAAAAAAAAAUAGAAAGCUGGAAACCAAUCCUUUGUAGACGUACAUCCAGCUGUCACUGAGAUCACUACAAAUAAAACUCCUAAACACUCACAAGGAGAUGUGUUCACAGAGAAAGAACUUCCUAAAAGUCCUCGUCACUUUUGUGAAUCAAUACUGAUUUUUAUUUUUUCGUAUGUCUCAUGACUCCACUGUAGAAGACAGCGGUCGGACGUGACUGUCCAUCUGAUCUGUCUUAAAGUGACAGAACAGUCAAUAUAUUACGUUUAACACUUUACAAAAUAUAAACAUAUAAGGAUGUGAUGUAAUCUCACAGUUCUGCUCUGGCAGUAAACACCACAGAGACUUAGAACAGAGACACUACACGUUUGUUCCAUACCAACCACAUUCUCACUAAUGAGGGCAGUGACACCACUACACCCACUCUGGGCCCCUCCACCACUCGGUGUUCAUCUGUCAACACCUCUGACCUCAGUGAGUCACGCGUACACUAUAGAAUCUGAAGAAAAGGGUGCGUACCAUAAAACUCAAGAGUGUGGGGGGGGAGGGCGAAGGGGGUGGAGUCUGUGCUUGAAGCCAGUCAUGUGUCAGGGCUUCAUUUUUGUUUUAAAAAAAAAAAGUCUUAUUGAAAGCGCUCUGUUUAAAAACUGACUUCAGGGUCUGUGUUUAUAUGAGCCUGUCAGCUCCCUGUUAGUACUGCAGUACUCUGCCUUUACUAUACCACUGCCUAACUGACCAAUCAGAUCAAGACUCAUCUUCUGUGCAACUCAGUCUCAGACAGUUACACUAAGCAAAUAUACAAAAGCUCUCAAAAAGAAGACUGAUAUUGACCUAGCCGGCUUUUUUUGUUUUGUUUUUACUGUUACUGUUACUUGGGAUUCCUGGGCUCCAGAGUGGUGCAGUGCAGUUUUUUCACCUGAAGGUUGAGGGUACGAUACCACCUCAUCCCCAAACCCUCCAUCAGAAAGGGCGCCUGGUGUAAAAACUCUAACCGAUCCUCAUGUGACUAACACUGUGGUGACCCCUGGUGGAGGGACAGGCUGAAAUCGUUGAUUCAGGCUCUGGGAUAUUGAUCUGAUGUUACCGGCAGGUGGAUGGAUGUUUGUCGUAGUACAGAUGUAGCCGACUUCUCUGACUUACCUCAUUUUGACUGACUGCUCCCAGUAACAAGAAGCAGUCUGGCUCCUGUUCAACGUUUGGUAACGUUUUGUAAACGAUCCACUUAAUUUACAGUAAUGCAGACUGUAGUCAUGGUUCACGGGUGACAUAGGAUGUUAAGCAGCAUAAGUACGUGGUGAGAGAGUGACUUUAGAUGUCGGUCUCUCCACACAAUCGCUUUUGUUUCAGAUUUAGCUCAGUUAUUAUGUAUUAGGUGAAUAAUCUACAACCACCGUUUGGAAACAUUUGGAACUUCUGUACCUUUUUCAAAGAAGAAGAAACGGCAAGAACGUGUCAGUUUGCUUUCAUUUUUGCCAAGUUUUCAGGGCCAGCAGCAGAAGUCUCUUUAUUUACUGUAAGGGAUACCAUAAUAUUUACUGUGGCAAUAUUCAACCCAACAACCCCUUUGUUAAAAAAAAAUCGAAACAGUAGAUGUGCUGUUCAGAGACUUAAUGAUGCGUUCAGGUGUCCGCCACAUCUGGUUCUUGAACCAGAGUUUAUUUUUUAAGAUAUGUCUUUAAAAAAAAAAAACAACCAAAAAAAAAAAUCCCCGCAGCGCCGCCAUGUUCGCAGAGAGUUUAGGUGAUUCCAUUGAAAUUGAACAUUUUUCACCAUGUUGAAAAAUGUAAAUCUGACGUAUUUACUGCCGCUUUUUUCUUGAAUACACACACGAUACACACACGUAAAAUCAACUCUUUGUUUUCAUGAAUUGUGAAAGGACUGUCACUUUUAUUAAAAAAAAA